AAACCUGAAUACCAAUUUACUACCAUUUCAUGGACAUGGACACCUUUUCCUUGUUGCUUUUAAACAUCUUCUUCAUGCUCACCUCAUCUGCACCACUUACCGAUUUCACCACCGAUCGAGAAGCUCUUCUCGCUUUCAAAAAAGCCAUUACUGUCGACACGAGUGGCGUGUUGAGCAAGAAAUGGCUCACCAACACUUCCAUCUGUGACUGGACCGGCGUCUCGUGUGGCAUCAAACACCACAGAGUCACAGCACUCAAUCUCUCCAACAUCGGCCUCCACGGAAACCUCACUCCACAUCUGGGAAACCUAACGUUUCUACGGUCCUUGGACAUCAGCUACAACUAUUUCUCAGGAAAUAUUCCGUCUUCUAUCUUCAACAUUUCGCGGUUGGAACUCAUAAACCUCCUUGGCAAUAAACUGUCUGGAAGCAUACCCACAAAUUUGGUCAGUUUACUAAACCUCCAAGUGUUGGAUCUUAGCAGCAACAACUUAACAGGUUCCAUACCGAAGAAAGUUGGCAACCUCGCUUCGCUAAUGUUUCUAUAUUUGGGUUUCAAUAAGUUUACAGGCGAAAUUCCAACCUCUAUCACCAAUGCAUCUCACCUUGCUGCUAUAAACUUGAGCAGUAACUCAUUCACUGGUCCCAUCCCCGAUUUCGGUCAUCUAAGACAGCUGGAAGUCCUUGUUCUAAGGGAAAAUAAUCUGACAGGGGUGGAGUCGGCGAAUCAAGAAUUGGGAUUUCUAUCUUCAUUAACAAACUGCCCAAAUUUGAUUUGGUUGGAUAUUAGUAACAAUCUAAUGAUGAAUGGUAUCCUUCCAGCCUCCAUAGGAAACUUGUCUACUUCUCUUGUUACUUUUUCAGCGUGCCACUGCAGCAUCAGAGGUAUAAUUCCUCAUGAAAUUGGAAAUUUGAGGAAUUUGGAAGUUUUGGAUUUAUCCAAGAAUCAACUCACAGGAUUCAUCCCAACUACAUUUCCAGUGGGUUGUAGUCUUCAGUCACUCGACUUAAGUGUUAAUAACUUGGAAGGAUCAUUACCCCGUUCGCUUUCCAAUUGUCGAAGUCUACAGCUUCUUCAUGUUGGAAACAACAAGUUGGAAGGAUCAUUACCCGAUUCCCUUUCCAAUUGUCGAAGUCUGCAGGUUCUUAAUAUUGGAAACAACAGAAUACAAGACACCUUUCCAGUUUGGACGGAAAAUCUCACUUAUCUUCGCGUCCUCGUAUUGGCAUCCAACAACUUCAGCGGAACCAUUUCUUCGCUCACUUACAAGGGUACACUUCCAUUCCCUAAACUACAAGUUUUUGAUGUAUCCCGUAAUGCCUUCAUUGGCAAUCUGCCCCGUGAAUAUCUGAUUAAUUUCAAAGCGAUGAUGGAUGUGCAAGAGAAUCAUCGAGGAGAACAAGAUCAGAUUCCAUUUUAUACACAUUCAUUCACAUUAACAGUUAAAGGUUUGGAUCUACAAUACAGGAAAAUUUGGAGAGUCUUCACAACAAUUGACAUGUCAUCCAACAGAUUCUCUGGCAAUAUCCCAAACACCAUUGGAAAUCUGAAUUCCUUGUUACAUCUGAAUCUGUCUCACAAUUGCCUCACAAGAGGUGUACCUGCAUCUCUUGGAAACAUGACAAAACUCGAGUCGCUGGACCUGUCUUCAAACCGAUUGGAAGGUGAAAUUCCAACGGAGCUAACAAAGCUAACAUUUCUUUCUGUGAUGAGCCUUUCCAUGAAUAAUCUUUCAGGGAUGAUACCUCAAUCCAAUGGCCAACUUUCCACAUUUGAAAAUACAUCAUAUGUUGGGAAUUCUGGACUAUGUGGAUUACCGUUAACACGAAAAUGUGAAGAGCCUUCGCCUCCAGUGAUGCUGCAAGAAGAUGAUGAUGAUGAUUAUGGUAUUCUAAACGGAUUCUGUUGGCAGGCAGUUGUUUCUGGGUAUGGAUGUGGAUUCGUAAUUGGUGGUAUUGUGGGUUGUGUGACUCUUUGGUAUGGAAGGCCUAAAUGGUUGUUGGAAUGGAUCUAUGGAUUUUACAGGAUAAAGAUGAGAAGCCGUAGAGGAAACGUGGCAGCACAAAGAAGAAGAAGAUAAGAAGGUUGAGCCUUUGAUGUUGAAUAAUGGCUACUGUUUUUUUCUUACAUUUAUUUGCAUGUUAUAUUUAACUUUCUAAGUUAUGUUAUAUUUACGAUUGGGUCGCUUGGUAUGGUUGCGGAGCAACACCAUACGAUCGAGGAUGUGUAUGUAGGGAAUCACCUUACCCGUGCCAUGAUUUUUACUCCAGCCCUUCUCUCGCUAAAGAGUUUUGGAAUAUGCGAUCUCAUUCUAGUUCAUAGUGUUAGUCUACAUUUGUGUUUUGUCGUUAGCUGGUCGUGUUUGUCUCGAAGGU
Messenger RNA from Salvia splendens (bonfire salvia), 2376 nucleotides. RefSeq names its product receptor-like protein 12. The coding region runs from base 30 to 2081 and encodes 683 amino acids. The transcript is spliced from 4 exons. The record is from RefSeq and is a predicted model, not a curated record. Lineage: Eukaryota; Viridiplantae; Streptophyta; Magnoliopsida; Lamiales; Lamiaceae. Gene Ontology annotation, molecular function: protein binding.